GGGACUACAACCCCCAUGAUUCCUCGCGCUGCGACGGGCAGCAAGAUGGCGUCGGACGGCGGCCCGGCGGCGGGCGGCCCUCCGGCCCCGCGCCCGGUCUCGUUCGGGUUCACGCGCACGACUGCGCGCAGGCGGCUCGUGGGCGAGGGCGGGGCUGGGGCCGCCCCGGAGCCCGACUUCAUCAGCGCCGUGGAGGGGAGCGAGCUGCGCAGCCUCCAGCCGGCCCCGCCCCCUAAGGCGCUCGUCAUUCCUCUGAUCCAGCGCAACCAAUGGAAGAAGCCAGAGAUGCCCCCUGCGGGGACCCCAGACCAGCAAGCGGAUGACGGUGUGGAGUCCCAGGCUGUGAGGGAAAUCAUAGAGGAGUGCCGGCAGUCCCAGGAGCGGUGGGAGAGUGGUUCCAAGGCAGACCUGAACCUGGCCAUCCCCUUGCUUCUGCAGAACCGCGUCCCUGACGGGUACGAGGACAGCGACCGGGUGGAUGUGAGCCUGCGGCCGGAAUCGUCGACGGAGGCAGAUUACGAAGUGGUGCCUGUGGAGGCCUAUGGCGUUGCAAUGCUGAGGGGCAUGGGCUGGAAGGCGGGCGAGGGCAUUGGACGCACCUUUAAGCAAGAUGUGAAGCCCCUGGAGCACCAACUGCGCCCCAGGGGGCUGGGCCUGGGAGCCGACCGCUCAGCCAUCCAGGACCUGCAGCCGGCCCGCCCCCUGCGGCCCCCCAAGCCGGGCGAGGUGCGCCAGGGGGGCGAGGAGGAGCCGCUGGGGCUGGUGGCAGGGGGCGCUGUGCUGAUUGUGGCUGGGCCCCACAAAGACCUCUAUGGGAAGAUCGAAGGUGUGGACCCCGAUAACGCCCGGGUGAUGGUGAAACUGGCCAUCGGGGAUAAGAUCGUCACCGUCAGCCAGCACAGCCUGCGACCUGUGACCCGGAAGGAGUACGAGAAACUAGCCAAGGAUCUGAGCCACUUAAGCAAAGCCCACAAGGAAAAAGAAGAGAAGGAGAGAAAUGGACCCACUGACACCCCGGACGCCAGGGUCCCUCGAGAGAAGGGGGAAGAGAAGGAUAGAAAGAGGAAACAGCCAGCAGUCUUGGAGAGCUACACCCGUGCUGGGAAGCAGAGUAAAGGUAGCAGCAGCGGCUCCUCAUUCUCCUGCUCCCCCCACUGGCUGCGGCGAGAUCUGCGGGUUCGCUUUGUGGACAAGCUCUACAAGGGGGGAAAAUACUAUAACACCAAGAUGCUGAUCGAGGACGUGCUGAGCCCAGAUACUUGUGUCUGCCGGACAGAGGAGGGGCAGGUCUUGGAUGGCAUCCGGGAGGCCAUGCUUGAGACGGUCAUCCCCAGGGGCUCUGCGGACUGGGUGAUGGUGGUGCUGGGGGAGCACGCUGGCAGGGUGGGUCGGAUCCUGCAGCGCGACCAGCAGCAGAGCCGGGCGCUGGUGCAGCUGCAGCGCGAUGAGGACGGGGACGUUCUGGCGCUAGACUACGACGCUGUCUGCCACUAUGUGGGGGGCACUGAGGAUGACUGAGCCCCCUUUCCCCCUCCCCCCUUCUCCUGGGGCAGGGGAUGGGGGCACGUCCGCUCUGGGAAGUGGCAGGACGUGGAUGGAGUCCAGCAGAGGGGGAACAUGGCCACCCUGGCUGGGACUGAGUUCUAGAACAACUUCCGUGGGUUCCAGAGUGGUGAUUCAAUGGGUUCUGCAGCAGGAGCCGCAAGAUCUAGAACAUGACCGGGCUUGGGCUCUAGAGCGAGGUUUCAACUAGAAUAAGAGUGCGUUCUAGACUCUGAAAGCUGGGUUUGGGAGCAGAGAAGAUGGGUUUGGGGAUGGUUUUUAAAUUGGCUCUAGAGCAGGGCCAAUGUAUUUUAGAGCACACAUGGCUUUGGGUUCUCAAGGAACCCUCAACAUGGGUUCUGGAGUGAAACCAACCUCUUCUAGAGUAAGCUUUUAUGUGGGAUAUAGAGUAGGAGCAAUGGGUUCUAGAGCAAAGUUUAAAAACCGUUCUAGGGUUGGGUUCAAACUGGAUCCAGAGCGACACUGUAGUGACCCUGUAAAGUGGGGUCUGGAGCCUAAUGGGCUCUAGAGCCAGAGUAGAUGUGGGGCUGGGAGCCAGAUGCACAGGGUUUGAGAGCAAGGUUUACAGUAUGGGCAGGAGGGAGGCCCCUGGGUUCUAGACCCAACCUGGACUGUUCUAGAGUGGGGGUGUAUGCUGAUGACAGAGAAGGGGGUUGAUUCUACAGCAGUGAGUGAUUUUUAGGGUGAUGUAGCCUGUGAGCUCUGGAGCAAGUUGAGCUGCUUCUGGAGCGCUGGGGCUCGGUUCUAGAUCAACUCUGGCCCCUAUUGAGUGUUUGUGACCCCAGAACCCAUCAUUUUUCGAGCAGUGUUCCAGAGCCAGCAGUUUUAGUGGCGGGGAUGAAGGGGGAGUGGUGGGAGAUUGUGGGACAGGAGGGUCCCCCCCAGAGGGGGGGUCUCAUCUGUCAGAGGGCGGCCAUGGACAAAGCUGUGCUGUGCAGGUACUGUCUGCGGAGGGGGGAUCAACAGGAAACCUGUGCAGGACCCCCCCAUGCCAGCUUCCAAGAUGGCUGCUGGGACUUCGACCGUCCCUUGCCCAUGGGCACUUUGUAAAGCAAGAUCGGAUCAAAAAAUGUAAAUAAACUGCGAUGGUCCCUCCCCCA
This is a messenger RNA of Dermochelys coriacea (leatherback sea turtle), 2663 nucleotides long. It is a transcript of the gene GPKOW, whose product is annotated as G-patch domain and KOW motifs. The record is from RefSeq and is a predicted model, not a curated record. Gene Ontology annotation, biological process: mRNA splicing, via spliceosome. Gene Ontology annotation, molecular function: nucleic acid binding. Bases 16 to 1518 code for a protein of 500 amino acids. Lineage: Eukaryota; Metazoa; Chordata; Testudines; Dermochelyidae. The transcript is spliced from 11 exons. Gene Ontology annotation, cellular component: spliceosomal complex.